GCAGGGACAAAAGCAUUGAUUGAGAAAGACAGAGGUCCUUCUUUGUAGGAGACCAAUGAGGAAGGACAGCAACGGUUCCUUUUGUAUUAUGGACUUCUUACCAUGCAACUGGUUUUCCUUUUCUUUUUGUUGAGAACCCCUGCUAUUCCUCGUAUCAGGGGUCCCAACCGUUGAUAGAAAAGCACUAGCUAGGUGAAAGGUGGUGUUUCCGGCGGCGUGUUUGUUUUGGACGUAAACCUUUUGGCCGGAACCCAGAAAAUAUUGUGAGAAACAGGAGGAACGAUGUCUUCUCCUCAUAACUCUUCUCCCGAUAACUCCACACCGGAUAACUCAACACCCGAUAACAGUACACCUGAUGAUGCCGAUGGCUCUUCUUCGCCGCCAUCGCCUCCAUCACAAUCCCCACCUCAACAAUCCCCACCUCAACAAUCACAAUCACCCUCACCACCACCGCCAUCAGAGAACUCAACACCACCCCCUUCUCCUCCUCCACCGAGUUCAGGAAACAACCCAACCCCUCCAUCAUCCAAUGGGUCCCCACCUCCUCCUCCAGUAUCAGGCCAUUCUGACUCUGGUUCACCCUCGCCUCCACACAAAUCAUUGCCAACUCCCCCUUCCUCGGGAAACUCCAGUGACAACAAUGACAUUAGCAAUAAGGCAUUAGUUGGAGCAGUGCUUGGGGUAGGGGCCGUUCUUCUCAUUAUGGUAGUUGUUUGCGUUAUUUGCUCAAGGAAGAAGAAAAAAACCAAGCAAAUGUACUAUUAUGGAGAGCAUCCAUCUAUGGGAAAAGGGAGUAACUAUUACAACAGUGGGCCACACCCUUACAACAGUGGGCAGCAUCCUUACAACAGUGGGCAGCACCCUAAUUACUAUGGAGGUCCUCAUGGGGAUCAUGUUGUGAGGGUACAAAAUGGAAUGGGUCCACCAAACGGUGGUGGAUGGGGAGCUCCGCCACCUCCUCCAAUGAUGAACAGUACCGACAUGAGCUCGAAUUACUCAGGAGGACCACCCGCUCUGCCUCCUCCCUCGCCAAGCCUUGCAUUAGGCCUCAAAGGGGGCACCUUCAGUUAUGAGGAAUUGGCAGCCGCCACCAAUAAUUUCAAUGAUGCCAAUUUGAUAGGACAAGGUGGCUUCGGUUAUGUCCAUAAGGGUGUGUUGCCUAAUGGUAAGGAAGUGGCAGUUAAGAGCUUGAAAUCAGGAAGUGGGCAAGGAGAGCGCGAGUUCCAAGCUGAGAUUGAUAUCAUUAGCCGUGUUCAUCAUCGCCAUCUUGUGUCACUUGUUGGGUACUGCAUUUCUGGUGGGCAGAGAAUGUUGGUCUAUGAGUUUAUCUCCAAUAACACUUUGGAAUUCCACCUUCAUGGAAAAGGUAACCCUACCAUGGAUUGGCCUAGUAGAAUGCGGAUUGCAAUAGGAUCUGCUAAAGGGCUUGCCUAUCUUCAUGAGGACUGUCAUCCUCGCAUAAUCCAUCGUGAUAUCAAAGCUGCGAAUGUCCUUAUCGAUGACAGCUUCGAAGCAAAGGUUGCUGAUUUUGGAUUGGCUAAGUUGACUACUGAUAACAAUACUCAUGUAUCAACUCGUGUCAUGGGAACUUUCGGGUACCUUGCCCCUGAAUAUGCAUCAAGUGGAAAAUUGACAGAGAAAUCUGAUGUUUUCUCAUUUGGGGUCAUGCUAUUGGAACUCAUUACUGGGAGGCGACCUGUGGAUGCCUCAAGUGCCAUGGACGACAGUUUAGUGGACUGGGCUCGUCCACUAUUGAAUCGUGGAUUGGAGGAAGAUGGCGACUUUGGAGAGUUGGUGGAUCCAUUUUUGGAGGGAAACUAUAAUCCUCAAGAACUGAAAAGGAUGGCAGCUUGCGCUGCUUCUAGCAUCCGCCAUUCGGCCAAGAAGCGUUCUAAAAUGAGCCAGAUUGUAAGAACAUUGGAAGGAGAUGUCUCACUAGACGACUUGAAGGAGGGGAUUAGGCCCAGCGCUGUUCCCGCGGCUUCUGUGAGCUCAGAGUAUGACACAAUGCAAUACAAUGCCGAUAUGCAAAAGUUCAGAAAGGCAGUGUUCAGCAACAGCACGGAAUUCGGCACUAGCAGCUGCUCCAGUGGUGAGCAGAAAUAGCCUUAAGAUGUUCAUCUAAAGAGGUUGGCUAGUGAUUCUGCAUUGCUUAUCACACAUGUGAAAGAAAUUUUAAGGGGUUGGGCAAAAAUUCAAGAGGGUUGCUUCUAUUAAUUUUAUUCAUUGUUUUGUUGGUAUAUGUUGGGGAAGUGAGACCUCAUGCUGUGGAGAUCAUUGAGCUUGAAGCUUUCGUUUCGGGUGUGUUUGAGGCGCUAAGCUUACAUUGUCAAUAUCAAUCUGACCUGAAAUUUUUUGUUCACUGUUUUACAUUCUGUAAUAUGGUUAUUGUGUACUUAAUUUGGGAUAUAUAGCCAUGCCUUCAAAUGAAAUCAUCGACAUAACUAUUAUUCGUAUUA
Molecule: messenger RNA, 2459 nt
Organism: Lotus japonicus
Lineage: Eukaryota; Viridiplantae; Streptophyta; Magnoliopsida; Fabales; Fabaceae
Product: proline-rich receptor-like protein kinase PERK4
Exons: 9
Coding region: 283-2106 (607 amino acids)
Biological process (GO): protein phosphorylation
Molecular function (GO): protein kinase activity; ATP binding
Source: RefSeq, a predicted model, not a curated record